This is a messenger RNA of Pseudovirgaria hyperparasitica, 810 nucleotides long. Its product is annotated as cytochrome c oxidase assembly protein cox-16, mitochondrial. The record is from RefSeq and is a predicted model, not a curated record. The coding region runs from base 60 to 434 and encodes 124 amino acids. The transcript has 2 exons. Gene Ontology annotation, cellular component: mitochondrial inner membrane. Lineage: Eukaryota; Fungi; Ascomycota; Dothideomycetes; Acrospermales; Acrospermaceae. Gene Ontology annotation, biological process: mitochondrial respiratory chain complex IV assembly.
AAUGAAGAUUGACCGUGGGAUAUAAGUAACGACCGCCCGCCCAAGACAGAAUUACCCCAAUGCCACCUCGAAAGCCAGUCGAAGCCCCUUCGGGGCCAGUCGAUGCCUUCUUCCGAAAAGUUGGUGCAAGUUAUCGCCGCAACCUCAGUCGACACCCAUUUGCGCUUUUCGGUGCACCAUUCGUCCUCACUAUCGUUGCGGGUAGCUUCUUCCUCACGCCAGCAACGGCUCUAAGAUAUGAACGGCACAACCGUAAGGUCCAGGCUCUGGGCGUAGAAGGAGAGAAGCAAUAUAUGCAAGAGUUAGAAGCGAAGAAGAAUCAUAAAUUCGACAUUCGGGAAGAGUACUUCAAACUUGCCGGACGCGACCUCGAUAACUGGGAACAGGUCAGAGUGCCAAGAAAAGAGGGUGAUUUUGAUGGUGUCUUCAAAUGAGAUAUCUCCGUGUAGUUGAUAUUUGCAUAGCGUUGGAGUCGGGUUUUGAUUUUGGAACAGAGUAGAUCACCAUGUCGACCAUUGUCGAUGCGGCGAGAUACACUGAUCGUUACGACCGCAAGCCUAAAAACAGGACCUCGGUCGAGAGAAAUACAGAAACUUGUUAACAGCCAUGCCUGAAUCAAUCAUCGGUCUGUCGUUGUGAAGCGUCCCAAUACAGUCUUGAGAGGGACUGAAGUAUCCAUAUAAAUAUAUGCUCAGAUUUAUCUGACCAGCAGCAGGACAAUGACUACGGCAAUAUGUCAGAGACUUAAGUGUAUUGUCACUCAUCCAAAUACAGACUAUGUACGGGCAGGCAAUAUAGUGCGCUCUAAGG